Dufourea novaeangliae is the source of this 2832-nucleotide messenger RNA. RefSeq names its product atrophin-1-like. Gene Ontology annotation, molecular function: RNA binding. The transcript has 8 exons. The coding region runs from base 216 to 2804 and encodes 862 amino acids. NCBI's taxonomy places the organism in Eukaryota, Metazoa, Arthropoda, Insecta, Hymenoptera, Halictidae. The record is from RefSeq and is a predicted model, not a curated record.
UCCACGUAUCUCUCUAUAGCCGGAAUUAGUGUUUGGAGGUUUAGCGAGAAGGAACAGCAGCUUUGCCGGAGGCUGGAAGUCCUUUUGGAGUGGUUGCAACGGUCCUUGGCAGUCCCUGGGCACCCAGGUGACCUCGUGCGAGGCCAGGGUACCUUCAAGCUGCUAGGACAACCCGACGGCCAGGAAACACAUUUACACGCCCGACUCUCGCGAAGAUGAGUUCGGCAUCGACUGGUGGAACUGAGGGCUCUAGUCCAGCCUCUAGCCCUGCCUCGGCUACAAGUCUCACAAUGGCUGCUCCAAAGUAUGGUACGCUGGUACCAAACCGCAUCUUUGUAGGCGGUAUCUCCGCGAAUACCAGUGUAGAAGAACUUGCUCAACUUUUUUCCUCCUAUGGCAACGUAAAGGCUACAAAAAUAAUUGCAGAUCGCGCGGGGGUUUCCAAAGGUUAUGGAUUUGUUACAUUUGAAACCGAAGAAGAAGCUAAAAGACUUCAACAAGAGUCUGAAUGCAUUGUCUUGAGAGAGAGAAAAUUAAACAUCGCGCCAGCGAUUAAGAAGCAACCAUUUAAUAGAUCUUUUGAUGGUGGUUCUGGAUCUCCACCCUCUGUGCCUACUAGUACUUACUAUUAUCCGAGCGGAAUGGGGCUUGCGUAUCAAAAUGGGAUGGCAUUUUACAACACAUCAGCUCCUGCGCCAACGACACAAAUUGCUCCGCCAACCGAUCCGGCAGCACUUUAUCAGACCACAGGCGUGUUUGGACCCCAAGCAGCCGGUCAUCAAACUUUUGCGCCUGUGAUGUAUCCGUGUCCUGCUCCGUCUCUCUACAUGCCGCAGCAGUAUCCGUAUUCACCUAUCCCUUACGAGACGUAUUAUGCAGCAGGGGCAGCCGCUGCCGGCGCUCCCCAGUACUUGUACCCGACCAGCGGUUCGCAGAGCAACACCAGCGGCGGUAACAACAAUUCCGGAAGCGGCAACAACGGCACAGGGGCAUCCAGUCCACAGACAGGACCGCCACAGCCGCUUCCCUCGUUACCACCGCCGCCGCCCACGCAUUUUUACGCCCCUGCUGCCCCGCCGCCGCAUCAUCAUCAACCAGUACCUGCCGGUCCACCGCCGCAGCAGGUCGAUCAUCUUUACUAUCCGUUCGCGGCCGGCCACCAUCAACCACCGCCACAGCACGCGCCCAUGGGAAUGACCGAUCAGCAGUUGUUGCUUUACCCAGCGGACACCUCGUGCCAGCAAACGUCCUCGUCCGACGGUCAGACCGUUCCCCAGGAGGAUUCACGUUCGACAUCGAGCCACUCGGAGCAACCGCACGGUGACACACAACCUGGCACAGGGUCAGCGACACCUUUGGUCUCCUUAAUGCCCGUGAAAUUCCCAAUGUCUGGUCGUUACGGGAACUACCAUCCGAUCGCAAUACACGCCGCGAACAUGUACAAUUCACAGUCUUGUCUGAACGAGACCGAGGACUGCGGGACGGCGAAUCAGAUGCAGUGCCGGGCGAUCGUUUACCAUCCGGCGGCGGUUUAUAUUCCACACGCGCACACAACGCCGCAGUAUCACAACGCCACAGGUGGCGCUAGCUUGUUACCGACACCUGCCUCUGUCUCGCAGCAGAUAUACGACGCGUCUAGCAAAAGUCCGAGUUACAGUUCGGCCCGUGAAUACACGAAAUCGGGUCCUGCGAACGGGCAUAAUCAGACCGGUUACACGAAAGCGUCAUCGACCCAGAGCCACGGGUUCGCGUUGUCGCAUCAGGCCGCGACGUUCGUUAAAGCACAAAAUCUCGGUAACACGCAAUACAAGCAGCACACCAACAUGGAGACGGGUUACAAGUACACAUCGGCCGCGAUGGCGACUCGAUUCUCGAUGCCACACAAUCGACGAACGGCUGGCGGUACGACCGUGGGCUCACCGGCUUGUUACCUGACGCAAAAGACCGACGGCUACGGUCCACAAAGCCAGACUGGCGUGCAGAGGUCCGUUAAUUACCCGUCGAACGUCCAAUCGUACACUCCCGGUUACGCGAGCUCGCAAUCGAAAAUGUACACGAGCUUCGAGUACGCGAACGGCGGCCGUAGAAAUAAUCACUCGACGGACCAGUAUUUCGACAACAACACUGCGGUCCGAUCGAGCAAUUAUUCCGCACGGAAGAACAGCUAUCGCAGCAACAACGGUCAAACCGAGGGGAAUGUAUCUAGCGGUCGAUCUAACGAGAAUUACAAUAAUCCAAUCGAGGGGGAGGGUAAUAACGGUUCCCAGGGUGUACAUCAGGUGGUCACCGGUGAGACCAGUGGUAAUAAUACGGAGAAGCCGGUUAGCCCACCACCAGCCCCGUAUUCUCCCAUGACACGACCGCUUCCUACUUUGUCACCGCCCACCUCCUCCCAGGUCUCGACGUUCUGUGCCCCGGCGCAAAACCGUUAUCAGCCAUCCUUAGCCCCGUCCCAGCACCAGCAACAGCAGUCCAGCCAGCAACGACGAUACAGCAUCGCUCCAUCGACGACAUUGUCGACGGGUGGUCGGAAGCCAGCAGAGAAAUACACCAGUUCCGGGUCGACGCAGAGCAGCAGCAGCAGUUCGAUACUCAGGCAGAACAAGUACAAGGUGAACGGGAUCAUGCAGACGGGCGGUAAGGUGUCUGAAGACAGUCUUGGUGGCGCUGGUGACGCUCCGCCAGGGGUCGGAAGAAUGCCGAUCACGCCACCUGGGACACCGAGGGCUCAUCCAGGACAUCCAGCGGGGGAUCAGAAUCAGCUGAGCGACACGUGCCAUCAGAUGCAAGCGCUGACCCUUUGAGAACGCUUCCCCCAUCCCCCCUUCCCCC